Messenger RNA from Urocitellus parryii (Arctic ground squirrel), 4889 nucleotides. RefSeq names its product pyridoxal kinase (gene Pdxk). Gene Ontology annotation, molecular function: pyridoxal kinase activity. Gene Ontology annotation, cellular component: cytosol. The record is from RefSeq and is a predicted model, not a curated record. Gene Ontology annotation, biological process: pyridoxal 5'-phosphate salvage. NCBI's taxonomy places the organism in Eukaryota, Metazoa, Chordata, Mammalia, Rodentia, Sciuridae.
CCGGGCCGCGCGCCGGAKAGCCGCGAUCGGGGAGCCGGAGCGAGCGCCGAGACCGUGACACCGCCCCGGCCCCGCGCCGCCGCGCCCGCCCGGCAUGGAGGAGGAGUGCCGGGUGCUCUCCAUCCAGAGCCACGUCGUCCGCGGCUACGUGGGCAACCGGGCGGCCACGUUCCCGCUGCAGGUGUUGGGGUUUGAGAUCGACGCGGUGAACUCUGUCCAGUUUUCAAAUCACACAGGCUACGCCCACUGGAAGGGUCAGGUGCUGAAUGCCCAUGAGCUGCAGGAGCUGUACGAAGGCCUGAAGCUGAACUGCGUGAACAAGUACGACUACGUGCUCACGGGUUACACCCGGGACAAGUCCUUCCUGGCCAUGGUGGUGGACAUCGUGCGGGAGCUGAAGCAGCAGAACUCCAGGCUCGUGUACGUGUGCGAUCCCGUGAUGGGCGACAAGUGGAACGGCGAAGGCUCCAUGUACGUUCCCGAGGACCUCCUCCCCGUGUACAGAGAGAAGGUGGUGCCCGUGGCGGACAUCAUAACCCCCAACCAGUUUGAGGCCGAGUUGCUGAGCGGCAGGAAGAUCCACAGCCAGGAAGAAGCGCUAGCGGUGAUGGACGUGCUGCAUGCCAUGGGCCCCGACACAGUGGUCAUCACCAGCUCCGACCUGCCUUCCUCGAGGGGCAGUGACUACCUGAUUGCACUGGGCAGCCAGAGGAUGAAGAGGCCUGAUGGCACCACAGUGACCGAGCGCAUCCGGAUGGAGAUGCGCAGGGUGGAUGCUGUCUUCGUGGGCACCGGGGACCUCUUUGCUGCCAUGCUCCUGGCGUGGACACACAAGCACCCUGACAACCUCAAGGUGGCUUGUGAGAAGACUGUGUCGGCCAUGCACCACGUUCUGCAGAGGACCAUCCGGUGCGCAAGAGCCCAGGCUGGGGAGGGACAGAAGCCCAGCUCAGCACAGCUGGAGUUGAGGAUGGUGCAGAGCAAGAAGGACAUCGAGGACCCAGAGAUCGUCGUCCAGGCCACAGUGCUCUGAGGUCACCCACUCGCCCCAGCGCACAGCAUGUCCCUGUUUUCAUCCUUGUGACAGUGUGACGUCUGCCUUAGUGCCAUGACUGACUUGCCUUCCAUCUGUGAGUGUCGGGCAUCGUGGGUCCCGAUGGUGAAACCUGCCAGUGUGCUUUUCAAAAGUAACAAGCGAUCACGGGAAUUUGUGAUCUGGAAACCCGGCCCCUCCCCCAAGGCUUCGGGACUCCUGACUGCCCUCGGUGGGCCGCUGGCUGCCACUGCCCCACGGAACCCCUGUCCCGAGUGGGCUGGGCCCAUGAAGGCCUCUGUCCGCUUCUUGGAUUGCAUCGGGUCUCAACCGUGAGCAUCUGGAAGAAUCACGCCAAAUUCCUGUGUUGUCCUUCUGGUUGUCCCCUCUCGGUUCCUGCGCUGGAGCUGUCCUAGUCUGCAGCGUGCUGGGUCCCUGGGGUCUGGCCUCACGCAGCUGUACAGCUGCUCACGUCCGCACGCUCAGACACACUGGCGUGUGGUCACCGCACAGGGACCUCUCCAGGGCCCAGCGAAUUCCAGUAUCAGUGGGACCUCCUGUGACUCGGGAACAACUUCUGGGGAUCUGCCAUGUGUCGGGAGGGACGUGCUGGUGCAGCAGGGCCGCCCCUGGCCAAGGCAGCUGGUGGAGUUGGAGAAAGGUGCCCUGUGAGUUCCUUGGGAGCGUCCUCCAUCUGUCGUGUGCCACUAGGCCAUGGGUCUGCUGCCCACUGUGGUGACCCUGCAUGGGGCCACAUGUGUGGGAUGCAGGACGAGAUGGUGUCCGCUGUUCCCUCUUGCCAUUUCAUCCCCCUCUUCCUUGUCUGUGCCGGCUGCUUGCUGGAGACAGGCGCUGGAGCACGACGCUGGUGGUUGGCUCGGACCCCGUGGGCUGCCGUGGUGGAGGCUAGCAGCCCAGCACCAGUCCAGCUGUCUGCUGCUCAAGGUGACCUCCCUGGUUCCACCUUGUCCAGAAUUUGGGGCCACUCGGGCGAGGCAAGUGGGGCUGCUUGUCUGUGGCCCCUUUGUUCUCCCACCCUUCCUUCCUGCACCCCAGUUCUUGGGGGUGCCAAGGUCUGCCUCUCCUGGCACUUGCCCUGGGGAGUGGGGUAGCUCCUCCAGGGCACCCCGGCUCCAUGCCAUGGUGGCCCCUUUCCCAGAGCCCACCCCCACUGAGUGCGGUCCAGUGUCUUCCGGGAAGACCCUCCUCCAGGUCCCCAUGGGACUCAGCCCCCUGACCUCUCUGACCCCAUGCAGCUCCCAUUCUGAGGUCUGAACUCGAGGUCAGCACUCCCUGGCCGUGGUUGACUGGCUCUCUGCCAGGCCACCAAGCCGGAUGUGUUUGCUGCCAUGAUUCCUGGUCCCAACGGCAGACUUCUCCCAGCACAAGACCCACUGGACCCGCAGGAGAAGGAAGGCUGUGGCCAGAGCCAGGCAGGGAAGACCAGCCAAAUUGACCAGGGGCCUUUGCAUGGCCUCUCAGGAAAGCUGUCACUGCCAGGGGGAACCAGGGACCCAGUGCCAGCAAUGAGGACAGCUGAUUAGUGUCCCUUUCUUUCUCCUGUCCCCCAUCUUUUUUUUUUCCCUUUAUUUCCUUUCUUAACAUGAGAGCAAUUGUCUGGCUGGAGGAGGGACCUACUGAUGUGUCCCACCCACAUGGGGGGGGGACUCAGGCUGCUGGGAGCCUGGGGCAUAGACCCAGCUGUGUGUGCAGAGGACCUGAGGGGCCGCACUCUGCAGGCACUUGGACGCUCUGCUCCUGAGCGACACCUCGGGGCUUAGUCCAGGUGAGGGUGAGCCCCUCUCCUUCCCCCAGUGCCCUGUGGAGCUGCCUGUAGCAUCAUGAACCUGGCCCUGGGGAUAGGAGGGCCCUGGCGGGAGCCAUGUUCCAAGUGGGGCUCUAGGUGUGGGACCCAUGCUGGAAAAACGUUAAAGAGGGCCAGGUGUGGCUCCGUGGCAGACCUGGCCUAGCCUGUGCCAGGCCCUGGGUGGGAUCCCCAGCCACGCACCACCCCCAGUAAAAGAAGAAAAAACGUUAGCUUCCUCGCAAGGAAGGGUCUGGCCAGCCCACCUGUGAGCGCAGGUCUUCAAAGUUGCGCUGCCACCGUCCCGGUGCUCCUGGCCUCGUUUCCACACCACAGGUGCCGCCUCGGGGUCCAGAUCCACAGCCUGCUGUCCAAAGUGACCGUGGGCUUUGGUGGUGAUCGUUGAUUCAGCUCGGGUCCAAGUUAGAAUCCAGGCUUGUUUUUACUUUCCAUAGUUUUAAUGACAGCAGAAUCAUAAUCGUAACAAUCCGAGGUGAAGGCUGUGUUAGCCCAGUGUUGCUCGCUCGAUCCUAGGGGGUAGGAUUUUAAUACUUUCUUAAUCCAGCUUUUCAAGCCUUCUGGAGACUGCAAGAAGGAAUUACAAAAUGUGAUCCUUUUUUAAUCAAUUUUCAAUCAUCGCCUAGUCCUGCCAAGGUAAUUGUGUGCCUCUGUGUUGAUUUUGCAAUAUAUACCAAUAAUUGUGAAAACGAUACUUGGUUUCACGUCCUGGUCUUAAACUUGUCAGAGACUAUUUUGUGACAUUUCCCUUUACGACGGGCUGAGCCGGGCUUGGCUGAGCUGUUCCCGGGGUUACCUCAGAGCAGGAGCACUGCCUGCCGUGGGGGCUGUCCUCACCCCAGUGGUGGAUCACCUCCACCAUCACCCACAGUAAGGAGGCAGGCCCCCUGAGUGGGCCUCUGGCCGUCAGGCCCUGGGAGGAGGCAGGUCACUCAGGGCCAGCAGGUAGUGUCCUUGGUCGCUGGCUUCCAGAAAACUCCUGACCACAGUGUCCAUGUCCUGUUGCUUCAAGCCUCAUAUUCUCUCUUAAGUUGAAAACUACAGAACAAAGCAGGUGAGAGUGUUCUGGGCUCUGGACUCUUGGUCCUUGCAGCCUUAGAGGCCCACUUCUUGGAGACCCUGGGUCCAUGUUCAUGCUGCCCAGAGAGCCCCUCGUCUCCUGCUGCCCAGCAGCUCCCAAGCACCUCCUUCACGCACCUCCUCCUUAUGGGGCAGGGCCCCUCAGGAUCCUUCCCAAGCUCCUGGCUCUGCCCAGGGAGAGGGCACUGGGGUUUGGGCACUGGCAGAGGGGGACAACUCUGGUGGUGGCCCUCACGAGGCCCAGACCUCUCUGCCCUCGAGGUGUGGCUCCUGGGUGUUCCCACUCCUCGCCCCUCCCUGGGGCCCAAGGGGGCUUCCCACAUGGCCUCUUGCACCCGAUCUCCAGGAAGCUGGGUCCUUCAGAGGAGCAUGCCACACAGAAAGUGACCCAGAGCCGACUAAGUGGGCACUCGGAAGGACCCCUGGCCUGGAGAGCAUGGUUCUGGGGGGCCAGAUUCACUGCCCAAAGGUCCUUCAUGAGUCCUGAGCCAGGGUAGCCUUGAGCUGGGUCCUGGGGUCUGGGUGAAUGCUACCCACAGGGCCCCAGCACAGUGGAAGGCCUGGGUUUCAGCAGAGCUGGGCCAGGCGCUCAUAUGUCACAGGCAGGCAGGCGCCUUGCUGCAGCUGCAGCUGUGGAGGAACAGGUGGGAGGGUGUGGGCUCCUGCCUGCACGCCAUGCACUUCCUGCCUCAGCCAGCAGGGGGCACAGCAGGGCUGGGUGGGCAGAGGCAGAGGUGGAGGGGGUACCUGGCCCAGCCCCUGGUAGAUCAGACAUCAGCCGCUUUUCUGGGGAAUUUGUCUGUUUCCUUCCCAUGUGAGUCCUCCUGGUUGGAGGUGGGAGCUAGGCUGCAGCCCUGCGGCACAGCAAGAGGGCUGGGUGUGCAUCCCCACCCUCCUCAGCAUCACAGCCUCGGGGUUAGUGCUGGGCUGCCUGGAGGGGCUCCCGGUGGCUAA